AGCAGAGCAGCGCAGCGCAGCGCAGCGCGGAGUAUGGUGCCGCCGAACCCGACAGGGACCGUGUGGGACUGAACUGUUCAUUUCUCAGGAGGAAUCCUCCGGAACCACCAGAACCUCUGCUCCGCGACCCGCAGACAGGGAUCUAAAUGACAAGCAGAACCAUCCAGUGAUGGAGAGCAAGGCUUUACUUCGCUGUAAGAUCGUGGUGGUCGGGGACUCUCAGUGUGGGAAGACGGCUCUCCUCCACGUUUUUGCCAAAGACUCGUAUUCAGAGAACUACGUUCCCACCGUGUUUGAGAACUACACAGCCAGUUUCGAAAUCGACAAGCAGAGGAUUGAGCUGAACAUGUGGGACACUUCAGGUUCGGCCUACUAUGACAACGUUCGGCCGUUGGCGUAUCCCGACUCGGACGCUGUGCUCAUCUGCUUUGACAUCAGCCGUCCGGAAACCCUGGACAGCGUGGUGAAAAAGUGGCAAGGCGAGAAGCAGGAGUUCUGCCCGAAUGCCAAAGUGGUCCUGGUCGGCUGCAAGCUGGACAUGAGGACGGACGUCAGCGUCAUGAGAGAGCUUUCCAAACACAGGCUGAUUCCUGUUACCCACGAACAGGGGACCAAUCUGGCGCGGCAGAUCGGCGCUGUGGCCUACACCGAGUGCACCUCGAAGUUCUCUGAGAACAGCGUCCGCGACGUCUUCCACGUCACCACGCUGGCCUCCGUGUUCAACAUUCAUCGGCCGCAGGUCAAACGCGCGACAACGCGUCGCACCCACAAGCGGAUCUCGCAGCAGCCUCCUCGGACUGAGAUUCACGAACAUCCGCCCGCCAUCAGGAAGGACCGGGCGAAAAGCUGCGUGCUCAUGUAGCGAUCCGUGUCGACUGAUGGGCACGAGCGCCACUGCACAUAAACUUUUAUAAUUUAUUUGUGAAUUCCUGUCACAUUUUUUGCACUGUAACAAGAACAAUAUGGCAAAAAAGAAAAUGAAUGGAGCUCUGAGUGAUUUCUUUUUUUUGUGGUCAAUUUUCUGCAAAGCUCUGCUUGUUAUUUUUCUUUUUGGCUGUGCUAUCAUCCCGAGGAGGCCGGUAAUGUGGCUGAAGCUUCUUUUUUUUUUUAAAGCUUUUACAAGAAAUAAUAAUAAAAAAAGGACAGGAACUGUUUGGUUUAAAAACAAAUCGCAGCAAAGUGAGUGGGGAAGAACUGAAGAAUAAAUAGUUUCGUAUUUUAAAUGCUGUUUUUGUCUUCAUGUUCCAGGAAAUGAAGCACAAAAGAGCUCAGAGAAAUCUGUAAAUACUGAAGAAUGACGUUUUCUUUUAAACUGAAAUAAAACAAACCUUAAAAACAACCUCACGGGCUAAUAAAAACACUAAUUUUCUUAAACCACAAGUGCUUUAAUACGGAAAAAAAAUAGCUCAUUAUGUAACCUGAGAUGUUGUGUACUUACUUUUGUUCUAAUUAAGGGUGGGGAAGUCUAGAAAGGAUUUAUGAGGAUGCAUAUUAUGUUGUUCAUGCAGCUUUGAAAUAAAAAAAAAAAAAACUGGAUCUG
Molecule: messenger RNA, 1540 nt
Organism: Xiphophorus couchianus (Monterrey platyfish)
Lineage: Eukaryota; Metazoa; Chordata; Actinopteri; Cyprinodontiformes; Poeciliidae
Product: rho-related GTP-binding protein RhoN
Exons: 5
Coding region: 170-862 (230 amino acids)
Biological process (GO): small GTPase-mediated signal transduction
Molecular function (GO): GTP binding; GTPase activity
Source: RefSeq, a predicted model, not a curated record